AUGGCAGAUGCAUUUACUGAUGUUGCAAAACGCCUCUUCACGUUUCAUGUGUACCCCACCCAGGCCAUAGUAAAGGAAACCUUUAAGGCUUACAUAGAAGAAAUGUUUCCAGAUUUUAUGUCUAACAUAGGUCAAAUAACUUUACAAACUCUCCUGCAAAAGAUUAAGAAUAAUCGCGGUGCUGCCUUGCAAAGUGUUAGGUCUGCAGUUUGGUGUAUUUUUAGGCAUAAAAAGCUGCCUCUCUUAAAAAGUAAUGUGGCUGCAGCCGCCAUUGUGAGUACACUCUGGGUGUAUACGAUUGCAAGAACAGCCUUUUCAGCGAUGGCGGUCCCAACUUUGACAAACACACAUUGUGUGUUCAAGCUUGCGCAAGAAUUUAAGGGUAAUGGUCUCUUACAUGAUACUGCUAAUGCCAUAUUAACUGAUGCAUCACCUCAAUAUGACCCUGAUCUUGAUGAAACCCUUCCUCAAAGAUCUUCAUCAAUGCAUCUUUCCCAAGAAGAGAUGGAUGAUUUAUCUUCAUCAAUGCAUCUUUCCCAAGAAGAGAUGGAUGAUUUGUUUGAUUUCACUUUGUAG
Messenger RNA from Ambispora leptoticha, 576 nucleotides. NCBI's taxonomy places the organism in Eukaryota, Fungi, Glomeromycota, Glomeromycetes, Archaeosporales, Ambisporaceae. The record is from the annotation of a GenBank genome assembly.